This is a messenger RNA of Symbiodinium natans, 4743 nucleotides long. NCBI's taxonomy places the organism in Eukaryota, Dinophyceae, Suessiales, Symbiodiniaceae. The record is from the annotation of a GenBank genome assembly.
AUGUUCAAGGUCUUGGGCCAGACCCUCCAGCAAAGGGCAUGCAUCGCCCGUGACCCAAUACUCCUUGGGUAUGGCUUUCUGAGCACUUGCUGCAGGCUGUUCGCAUGGCGGCCCGGCGGAGCUGCGAGGUGGGGUCAGCCGGACACACAGAAAGCCAGAGAUGCGGCGCCUGCUUUAGCUGGACGUGAACUUACCCCAGCCUUCAGCCAUACAGCAUGCAAAUCCAAAUGGAUCAGCAGCAAAGCUCCUGUUGGGAAGACGUGCCUACCACAAACAACUGCCGCGAAGGCGCCGAGUGAGGUUGAGGAAUGGCCUCUUGUGAAAUCAAAAUAUGUUGUAAGUGGAGGAAGCUUUGGGAAUGCUCGUCCUCUUUCGGACAUUUGCUCCGCAUUCCCCACGGGGUUCCCCCACGAAGCUUCUGUCCAUGUGAGUUGCUGUGGUCCUGGCUGGAUGCGGCCGGUUUGGGAUCCCAGGGCCUUUUGCGGCUGGGGCAGAAGACCCAUGUCCGAGUCUAGCAAGACGCAGCAAGCCGUCGUCUCCAACAAAUUGAACACGGGCGCUGGCAAUGAAGGAGCGAUGCUGGAAGGCGCAGUGACUUUGCUCGACAAUGCCGAAGCUUUGACAACCGAGUUCACAGAUGCACACCUUGAAGUAACUUUGGACACAGGUCACUUUGCUAGCAAGUGUCCGCUGAACAGAGUGAAUGCUGUUGAGGGAGAAGAGAGUGAACUUUACGGUCUCCAGGAAGAAGAGUCUUACUUUGGUGAGGCCCCUUGGGACGACUGGUCUGAGUGGACAGUCGGAGCACUUUUCGAUGAGAGUUGGGAGUCAUGGGAUGACUCACUUUGGGAUUCCUCGUGGGAUUCCUGGGACUGGUAUUCGUAUCAGGACUUUGCAGGUUGGAAUGAGUGGUGGCCUGAAGCCACCUCCUCAAAGGAGACUUUGUCACCGCAACAGCCUCAGAAGCCUAAGGAAGAGUCAACUUUGCAGCAUGGAGCUCAGCAGGCUCCAGUUUCAGCUGUCACUAUGACAGCCCCUCCAGGACUUUCCAAGGCAGCGCCCAAACCUAAGGCCAAGAGCUCACUUUCCCCGAGCUCGUUCUUGAUGUCGGCACUCGUGCUUGGCAACUUUGGUGUUGGUCAGUCGUUUGGUUUUGAAGGCAUGUUGACUGGUGAUGUUGACUUUUCGUAUGGCGAGAAGCGUGCGACCUUUUCGUCGGUUGGCAUGGCGCCGUUGGAAACCUUUUCGCUGAACCGAAACGACUCGGUGCCUCAGAAACUUUUCAGUGUGUACGAUCUUGGAGUGUCGAACCUGAACACAACAUUCCGGGAUCAUGCUUUGGAGGAACAUUUGGUUGCAGCCACCUUUGACGAGAAUGAGCCCUGGAUACUUUUUGAUUCAGGAGCAGCGACCCAUUGCUGUCCUCAGGACUUUGCUUCGGAGUGGCCAGUCGAGCUCGAGUCCUUAGCUGAUGAGCGUGUCACUUACCUUACGUACGAAGAUGGCAGAAAAGAAACUUUGCACGAUAACUGGCGAACGUCUAAGGACCAUUCCGCAGAGGACACUUUCCGUCUGCGUUUGGCGCAGGCCGCUUCGGGCACUUUGCCUGACUUCCAGAAGGCCCUGGUGGAACAGCUUUCGGAGAAGGACCCUGCAACUGGAGAAGCCUUCACGCACGACCGUUGGCUGAACUUUCAGUUGUUUUGGGUUCGUGUUCACUACGUGUCUCGGAACACCUUGUAUGUGCCAGAAGACCCGCACUUUGAAGAAGAGUUGGGCAAUGCGCGCAUGACUUUGAUCAUGCGUCCUGAUGCAGAGCCAACGUGGCACUUUGACUUGUGGCGCAAAUACGGCACGCAGGAAGUGACGCAAGACUUUGUUGGCGCUACUUGUUUUGAGAAGUUGCCACUUGAAGCCUUUGAAGCAGAGCCAGCUCAGCCAGAGUACUUGGCUCAGAGGCCGAAGGGCUUGAAGCAGCCCGGCGAGCCAACUUUAACAGAAAGGCUGGAGCAUGAGCUCACUCACUUGCCGUUCAAGCCGUGGUGUGAAAUUUGUUUGAAAGCUAAGAGCAGGCAGGCUCACAGUAAGAAACUUUCGUUGAGACAGCCCGUCCUGCAGAUGGACUUUAGCUUUCUUUCAGAUAAGCCUGGUGAGGAACAGGUCACCAUACUUAACGUUGUCGAUGUUCUCUCGAACAUGGCACUUUCAGUGGUGAUUCCCACAAAGGCUCGCACACCGUACUCCCAUGCAGAGUUGAGACGCUUUGUUCUAGAAACCGGACGUACUUUCGGAAUCUUGCAAUGCGACCCAGAGCCAGCGUUGAAAGCCAUCGCGGAAGCUGUAACAGGCGAAGUCGGUGGACUUUCCUUGCGGAGUACCCCGACAGGCUGGAAGCAAGCUCAGGGUUCCGUUGGAAACAUGCAAGCAACUUUGUAUGGACAGAUCAAGGCUUUGCGGCUUGAGCUUUUGCAGCGUUACCAAGUUGAUCUGUCGGUUCACUCAGCGCUUUUCACUUGGCUUGUGCGCCACGCGCAGUGGCUUGUCAACCGUUACCUUUGCAACGCUGCUGGCACUACUGCUUUUGAGAGACGCUGGGGAAAGCGGUACAACGGCUUCAUAUGCCGCUUUGGAGAGACCGUACUUUUCCGAAAACAGCGUGUCAACAAAGGCAAGCCGGCUUUUGAGCGUGGCGUUUGGCUUGGAAAAGACACAGAGUCGGAGCAACACUUUGUCGCUGACUCUCGCGGGGUUUACAAGACGCGUUCCUUGAAACGCCUCCCCCCCACCCAGCAGUCAGACGUGGCACUUUUGCAGUCGGUUACCGCGCGUCCUUGGGACCCGACCGGUGCAAAGGUGGAAACGGACUCCUUCAUCUUUCCGAUGCAGCAGUCCGAGGAGGCGACAAACCUAGCUUUGCCACCGUCUGGGCAACUUUCUGGUCCUCCUGAAAAAGGCAAUGACGUGCCAAACUAUGAACUUUCAGACCCAGAGUUGGAAGAAGCUUUGGGCUUAGAUGGCACAGAGCCUGUUCCGGCUCGUGACGAUCUUUCGGACCUUCCGGAAGAUUACUUUUCUGAUGUAGAGCAAGAACCGCCCUUGCCUCCGCCUGAGUUUGAGCCUCCACGCUUGACUUUGGAUGAGCAAACUGCAAAUGCAGCGCAAGCAAGGUCGAGUACAGACGCAGCUUUGCCUCAGCCCCCUGGUUCGAGGCCGCGACUUUCUGACGAGUCGCCCGCGUCACCGACCAAGCGUAGCACAGAGACUUUUGACGUUGGAACGACUAAGGUGCAGAGGAUCAACGCGGUGACUUUCUACAGCGGUAGGAAGCGCAUACCCAAGCCACUUUAUGUCGAACUUUCGGUUGCGGAUUUGCAGAAAGACCUGUUGUUGAAGAUGACAGGCACUUUGGACGAAGGUCAAUCGGUGACUUUCCUUGGCCGUGAGCUUCAAAGAACGAACGACGCCAUACUUGUUGGCAUGAACCCUGCGUACAUUGAUCGUAUGCUUGAGACGGCGGGACUUUCAGGUUGUAAGCCAGUCCUUGCUCCGGGCACAGACACUUUGCGAAAGCAGUUGAAUGUUGAGCCUCUGGACGCGGAAGCGCACAAGCGCUACCGGCGCAUCGUAGGCCAACUUUUGUGGCUUUCGAGUGUACGCCCAGACAUCAUGUAUGCAGUAAAGGAGCUCAGUCGAGGACUUUCAGCCCCGACCUCAGAGCAUGAAGCCAAGGCCAAGCACCUUUUGAAAUACCUUGCUGGUACGAAGAACUUCUCGCAACACAUGUACUUUGCAGUGCUGUGCAGUGCAGACGUGUACUUUGCAGUCAUGUUCAGUCAUGUCACUUUCGAGCGCAUCCGGCGCACUCGGCUCGCGUACGCGAUGGAUCGCUUUACACCAGCUCAGAGCCGUGACGUGGACUUUAGCACGUAUCGCACGUGGCUGAGUCUGCAGCUGGUUCUUGAAACCUUGUGGAAUGGGCUGCAGAAGGAGCAACUUUAUCUGCCACUUUCAUCGCCGGCGGAAAUGUUUCAGAAGCUUUAUCCUUUGAUCCAGUAUGCGGCCACUUUGGGACUUUAUACACCUCCUGAGUUGGAGGUGCUGCAGAGGACUUUUGUGGGGUUCUGGACACCGGAACGCCCCACUUUUCGGCAGGAUUGGGUUCCUUUUCAGCUGUGGCUUACUCUACCUACAGGACUUUGGUUGACGGUUGCAUCUGCAGCUCAGAGGUCAGGAAACUUUGUCUUGCCAUCUGCAGCAAUGGUGGGAACUAUGGUGGAUUGCCUGAACCUCACUUUGUCUCCGAGAUCGUCACUUUUAUUUUGGUCAUUUGGACUGUCUAUCUCCUUGCAACAGGGACUUGAUCGUGUGACUUUUAUGCCAGGAGAGCAGUUGAUCACGAUUGGAGUCCGACUUUUGCUACAAGACUUUACUCGGUUAAUCACCAUCAAUGGAAAUCGUCUAUGGAAUAGGCGAUAUGUGGAUUACUUUCUCAAAGUUCAGAGCCUGAACUUUAUGUGGGAGCCUACUUGCCGAACGAUUGUCACUUUGUUGCACCGCAUUCACCCGUACGAGCUUUGUGACAAUCUCAACACCUACUUUGACAGGCCUGACUGCAGGCACUCGCGCCUUAUGCACCUCCCACUUUUAUCUCGGCUGUACCAAGAGCUCUCAAACUUUCCAGACGAGGGCGUUGCGCCGAUGCACUUGGAUAUCCCCACUUUGCGUCGUGGCUCCAGGAUGUGA